Molecule: messenger RNA, 8321 nt
Organism: Aphis gossypii (cotton aphid)
Lineage: Eukaryota; Metazoa; Arthropoda; Insecta; Hemiptera; Aphididae
Gene: eag
Product: potassium voltage-gated channel protein eag
Exons: 16
Coding region: 1822-5082 (1086 amino acids)
Biological process (GO): potassium ion transmembrane transport; regulation of membrane potential
Cellular component (GO): membrane
Molecular function (GO): voltage-gated potassium channel activity
Source: RefSeq, a predicted model, not a curated record
CGCACACACGACCGGCGUCCGCGCGCACACACGUACACCGCGGCGUUGUCGUUAUCCGCCGGUUUAGGAGGAGGUACCAGAGUCGUACUUACGUAGGUUACCGCAGUCGUGUAGUCGAGCACCACUGUGGUUGUCGUACCGCUCAUACCGCGGUCGCUACCGUAGUCGUCACAAUUCCCGUCACGGUCCCGUUCGGAAGUCCACGCGAUAUCGUUAGUGACCGUGCGAAAUUUUUUCUCGCACAUUUCGCGAAAAUAAUAUUGUUAUUACGUGUAAAUAAAUAACACGGACAGUGCAAUAUCGUAAUAAUAUCGUUAUAAUAAUAAUUUAAUUAUCCCCGUGCGUUUCGUGGUUUGCGCGGUAUCGUUGUGUUAUUUUCGACAGCGUUGUCGAAGAGACGAUCUAUUUAUUAUAGCAGAGAGAUCGACAUCAAACCGAUAACGCAUAAAGAUACAAUAAUUGCGUUACAGUCGAUCUUUCCCUGACCCGUUCCGGUGGAUACCGGAAAACUCCACAGAGCCGUAACAGGGUUAAGCCAAACCGAUUGCAUUAAGAACAACAGAAUAAAUCGAAAAAUGAGUGAAUUUUGAAAUUAAGGAUGCUACCUGAACCACUACCAAAUAAAUAUAGAUAAAAGGGAAACAAAAUAGUUUUUGGUCGUUGCCGUAAAUUUAGUCGGGGUAUCAUCUCUCAAGAGUCUUCAGAAACAGAACUCGACGUUGAGCAAAGUUCCAAUAAUUGAAAACUCGUGAGUGUGACCUCGCCCAAAAAGGCUUUUGACCGCUCCCGAGUCCAUGCUGUCCUCCAUCUCCGCCAUAGUUGCUGUGACUGUCGACGACAGCUGUGGUCCUCGAGAGCAAUUGGACGAUACUAACCGUCGUCAACGCCACCUUGGUUUUCAUUCUUCCUUCACUGCCACAGCAGCCAACACCGCUCACCACUGCCGUCGUCUAACGACGAUCCGACCGGACCAGGUAGCCGGGCACAGAUGAAACCAUCAUCGUCGUCUCAAUCGUCGUCUCCACCGUCGCCAUCGACAGCCGUCGAACGCGACCGGCUCGGGCAACACUUCGUUCAAAAACACAGGGAGUCGUCGCCGUCCUAGUUCGCGUCGACCUCUCGACGGGGGGGUGGAGGGCUCUUCGAUGUACGCGCGAUCCACCACUACCACAGCAGCAGUCGCCACUACCACCGCCACUGACCGCACUGACGACCGGCGUCGAUUAUGAAGAAACACAAACGCGAACACUUGGAUUGCGGCUGACGACGAUAACUGAACUGCGGUCCCGGGGGACACACACACGAUCACUUACCACACACACCACACAAACCAUAAACACACACACAUACCCAUAUACACACAUACACACAUACACAUACCCAAUCCACCCAAAUACACACAAACACAAACCCAUGACACUCGCCCACCAAGGAUACCGCAAACGGCAUCACUACAUGACUGGCAGCUGUACGAAACAUACGUAAUAUUUUUGUGUGAUAACAAUCACUCGUCAUCGCGCCUCUCGCCCCUCGUCCACUCCAUUCGUUUUUUGAACUGCUCACGUCGUCGUGUUUUCGAUACGCGAUUUUGUAGAUAUUAUAUUAUAAUAUACGAUCGAUGUGAUAAAUAUGUUUUCGCUCGAGACCGCGACGCGAAAAUUGUAAAAAUAUAACACAAAGCGAUACCGCGGUCACCGUCGUUGUCUUAAUCGUCCGCGUCAUCGUGCGCGAGUUUUAUUUUCUCCGCCAAUAUGGCCGAAAUGACACACUUGAGCAAACAUAGCUAACAGCCUACUCCUGGGUAACAAAGGUGCACCCAUUAUGCCAGGGGGCCGACGAGGUCUGGUCGCCCCUCAAAACACGUUCUUGGAAAACAUCAUCCGAAGAUCGAGCUCUCAACCAGACAGCAGUUUCCUUUUGGCCAAUGCUCAGAUUGUCGACUUUCCGAUUGUCUACUGCAACGAAUCGUUCUGCAAGAUUUCUGGAUAUAAUCGGGCGGAGGUGAUGCAAAAAUCAUGCCGAUGCUCGUUCAUGUAUGGCGAUCUCACGGACAAGGAGACGAUAUGCAGAAUAGACGAAGUGUUGGAAAGCCAUUACAACGACCAGUUCGAAAUCUUGCUCUACAAAAAGAACAAGACACCGUUAUGGCUGCUGAUGCAAAUAGCUCCGAUCAAGAACGAGAGGGAUCUCGUCGUGUUGUUCCUGCUCACGUUCAGGGACAUCACGGCACUGAAACAGCCCAUCGAAUCGGAGGACUCCAAAGGCGGAGAUCUGUUAGCAGGCCUGAGCAAGUUUGCCAAGCUGGCCCGGUCCGUGACCAGGAGCAAGACACUGGUGUCGCAGUUCUCGUCGCACCCCGUUUCCAUCAAGGACUCCACCAGACAUGUCCAGUCCCAUUUAGCGCACAUGAUGAGCCUGAACGCGGACGUAAUGCCCCAGUACAGGCAAGAGGCGCCGAAGACACCGCCGCACAUCCUGCUGCACUACUGCGCGUUCAAGGCGAUCUGGGACUGGGUCAUACUGUGCCUGACGUUCUACACGGCCAUCAUGGUACCGUACAACGUGGCGUUCAAGAACAAGACCAGCGAGGACGUGUCCCUGUUGGUGGUCGACUCCAUUGUGGACGUGAUAUUCUUCAUCGACAUCGUGCUCAACUUCCACACCACGUUCGUCGGGCCCGGCGGCGAGGUCGUGUCCGACCCAAAAGUCAUUCGGAUGAACUACCUCCGGUCGUGGUUCGUUAUCGACCUGCUGUCCUGUCUGCCGUACGACGUGUUCAAUGCAUUCGACCACGACGAAGAGGGUAUUGGAAGCCUAUUCAGUGCUUUGAAGGUUGUCCGGUUAUUACGAUUGGGCAGGGUCGUUCGAAAACUGGACAGGUACUUGGAAUACGGAGCUGCGAUGUUGAUACUGCUGCUGUGCUUUUAUAUGCUGGUGGCGCAUUGGCUGGCCUGUAUUUGGUAUUCUAUAGGACGGUCCGAUGCCGAGAAUGGAUAUCAAUACUCGUGGCUGUGGAAGCUGGCAAACAUCACGCAGUAUCCGUACUCGUACGUAAUGUCGGAACACGCCAACGCCACGGAGCUAGUGCACGGCCCUCCUCGAAAGACCAUGUACGUGACCGCGUUGUAUUUCACCAUGUCGUGUAUGACCAGCGUCGGUUUCGGAAACGUUGCCUCAGAGACCGACAACGAGAAGAUCUUCACCAUAUGCAUGAUGGUCAUUGCGUCGCUGUUGUACGCUACGAUUUUCGGUCACGUCACCACUAUCAUACAGCAAAUGACUUCGGCCACGGCUAAGUACCACGACAUGCUAAACAAUGUCAGAGAGUUCAUGAAGCUGCACGAAGUGCCGAAAGCGCUGUCCGAGAGGGUCAUGGACUAUGUGGUGUCCACGUGGGCAAUGACCCGGGGCUUGGACACGGAUAAAGUGUUAAAUUAUUGUCCGAAAGACAUGAAGGCGGACAUAUGUGUUCAUCUAAACCGAAAAGUGUUCAAUGAGCACCCGGCGUUCCGGUUGGCCAGCGACGGGUGCUUACGCGCUCUGGCUAUGCACUUCACAAUGAGCCACUCGGCCCCCGGUGACCUGCUCUUCCACACGGGCGAGUCCAUCGACUCACUGUGCUUCAUUGUAACUGGUUCGCUAGAAGUCAUACAAGACGACGAAGUAGUCGCAAUUUUAGGUAAGGGUGAUGUGUUUGGUGAUUCGUUUUGGAAGGAUACUGCACUAGGACAAUCCGCAGCGAACGUCCGUGCUCUUACCUAUUGCGACUUACACACCAUCAAGCGUGACCGGUUAUUAGAAGUGUUGGAUUUCUAUCAGGCGUUUGCGAAUUCAUUUUCGCGGAACCUCAUUUUGACUUACAACCUACGGCAUAGGUUAAUAUUUCGGAAAGUUGCGGAUGUUCGCCGAGAAAAGGAACUGGCUGAAAAGCGAAAAAACGAACCACAACUGGACGAACAGCGUGAUCAACUGGUCAGAAAAAUAUUCACCAAGUUUCGGAAGGAUCGAGCUCCUAGUCAGGUCCUCGGGAUGCAACAGGGUGCAGCAACGGUGCCGGGAGCAUCUACGGUAACGGCAGGUUCCGAUGACAGCAAGUCUGAAGUCCCUACCGGUGACGCUUCGGACGGCGUCGGCGGUGGUCGUCCAAAAGUCUUACCUCUUGUGCUCAGGCAACAGAGUGAAGACCCGCAACAAGCAUCUACUUCGUCAACGGGUUUAAGAACAACAGCGUCAGUGACGGCGCCCAAAAAGGUAUCUAAAUGGGGUAAAGUCUUGGGUGGCGGUGGAAGUUCAGACUCAGCAGACGCAUCGGUAGUGAGUGCCCAGAGUGCUCCUGCCAAGGUCCGUGACUCACCCGGCCGGUCGGUCGGAAAUGGUCACAAGGUAUUCCCGAAGCUGCAAAAAGUGCCAACCACCGCUGCCGAGCCGUUUGUUGCCGUUGGGAGCCAGCGACAGGAAACGAUAGAUGAGACUGAUGAAAGGGUCGGUGGUAGUGUUAACUUAGGUGGUAGUGGUGUACAAGAACCGGAAGAAGAAUCCACGACUCCGGCACCACCUCACCAGUUCCAGUUACAACAGAACCAGGUCUCAGCAUCGGAAGCACCGUCACCACCACCGCCACCGUGCUCUGGAAUGGUUCUGCCGCCACCGCCGGAUCUGGACGUUUUGGCUAAAAUCGAGGACCUUCGGUCUGAUCUCCGAGAUGAGGUGCGGACUAUAAAUCAGCGACUAACGGCAAUCGAAGACAUGAUGGUGCGGAUCGUCGGAAAGUUAGAUGCAUUAACCAUUGCCUCACCUGCCCCAUCACCUUCUCCAAUCUCGUCACUGCGGCCACCAGACACACCGGAAGCAGGACGAAAGCCCGGGUGCAGAACUAAAAGCACAGACGACCUAAGUUCGCCAGCUACACCCAAACUUCCACCGAUGGUUCGGCGGCGACGCAGCAAGUCCAGGACGCGGUCUUCGUCGUCUGCACUGCCACCCAUGCGUCCGUUCAGCCCCAGAGAUACGUCGCCGCCGCCGUUUCCCCGGACUGAUUCGCUCAAAAAGCCGUGCCCGCCUCGGCCCAACGACUUCCUGUAAGCACGCUGCACAAGCAGAAUAAUACCGAUCACUGCAAAAAAAAAUAAAAAUAUAUUAUCUUCAUCACAAUAAUACUAUUAUACUAUUAUGUGAUAACGAUAUUAUUAUGAUUAUUAUUAUUAUUAUUACAAAAAAUCAAUUGCGUAUGUACAAUGAUGAUAAAAUUAUAAAUAUGUAUGUAUAGAUAUAUACACAUAUAUAUAUAUAUAUACAUAUUAUAUAUAUAUAACAUUAUAGUGUAUUAAAAUCGUGUACGACGUAAGAUGUUUUUUUUUUUUUUUGUAAUUGUUAUGCGUGUGUAUUUUGGUAUAUUUUUACGUUUUGUUUUUUGUCUUGUAAUAUUUUACGUACCCAAAUAACUGAUUAAUAAAUAAUAAUACAAUUAGGAAUAUGAACAUUCGCGGGGGAGAGAGCUGGAUUACGAAAGUAUUGAUAGGGAGCGCGGUGUUUUAUGUAUUACCUGAUUUUUAAUCCUCUAAAAGACAAACAAAUGUCGUACGAUUGAACAUUAUCUUAUGUUCUAUGUCACAUCUUUGUUACACGUCUGUCGAAUUUUUUCUCUGAUAGACGGCGUCUGUUACAAUUAUAAUAUUAUUAUUAUUAUUAUUAUUAUCGCCCAACGUACCGCUUUCUUUUUGAAUAUCUCGGAUUUUUUUUUUCUCAUUUAAGAAUAUACUCCCGUGACCGUUGUCUCUCCUCCCUGAAGUUCCCUAUGCGGUCAUUGUAACUCUAGUUCAAUAAAAAAAAUCAAAAAAAUCGAACAAACUAAAAUUAAACUACAAACCAUUAACAAUAUCAUUAAGUUACUAAACGAUUUACGUUGUUUUUAUAAAUUACCAUCAAAAUUUUCCAAAAAUGGAUUAAAAAAAAAAAAAUAAAAUAAUGUUUUAUUCAUUGAUGAAAAUACCUAAAAUAUCUCUAAUACUUUGGAUAAUUCUUUUCAUCAAUUUGAUUUAAUCCAUUUUAUAGUAACACAUAUUAUUUCGAACAAUAUUAAGAAUAAUGCGAUCACUUACGAUAAUAAUUCGAUUUAUUGUUGUAAAUCAUAACUUAUUUCGGACUAGAGUAAUUGGGGGGUUUCGUUUUUAAAUGUGGUGCAUUACAAUUAUUUUGUUUAACCUAAUUAUUAUUAUUAUAGUUAUAAUGAAAUGUUAUAACCUUUUACCAAACGUUUACUACCAUCUAAUUUAAUUUAAUGACUUUUAUCUUAAUUUAGUGCCUUCUUCAGUAUAAGAUCAGAUAUUAUAUAAAUAUUUUAUAAGUAAUUUGAUAAACUUCUGAACUUAAGGUAUCGUGUAAUGUCGGUAAUAUAAUAUAGCGAAAUGAAUUACGUUUUUGAUUGUAUACUUUAAAUUUUUAAAUUCAAUAGUGAACAUCAUAAUGAGUUUCUAUAUCCAAUAAUAAUUAAACAGAGUGUGUUAUUUAUAAAUUAACCGUUAAAGAUAAAAAUCAACUAUUAAUAUUUGCAAUUUUAUAGUCAAAUACACCAAAACGUUCUAUAAUGCACAAUGUUUAAAAAUCGGAAACAAAAAUAUCGACAAUAUAAUAGUAUUUAAUUUAAACAAAAAUGAUAAAACCAAUUGCUCGCAAUGUCUUUUCUAUGAAAACACUAAUCAGCGUAAACAAUUUCAAAUGCAUUUUUAAUAAUCAUAUUCGCAUGGGCUUGUACUGGGAUCUUAAAUGAAAUGUUAUGAUUUUUAUUUUUUUCGCGCUCAGACUAUCUAACGGGAUGUCUUUUUUGCGGUGUACAAACUUAAACAAAACAAACGACUAUUUGCGAUUGGUAUUCCACACCGAAAAUAGAUCGUUUGUAAAUCGAAAACAAAUAAAAACGACGGUAAUAUUGUGUUCUUAACUACAGACAAUAACUGUGCACUUAGAUUGGCGAUGAACCGCGUACACAUACAACGGUAAUUGACUAAUUGAUUAUUACUUUGUGGGCUGUGCAAAUUUAGGUCUGUUAUACGCACCGAAUUUUUAGAUGUAAAAUAACAUUAACUCACAAAAUCACACUGUCGUGUAGGGAUAAUUUGAAAAAGUGCCUUCCGCAUGUAUCCCGUCGCGGGUAAAAAAUGAAAAAAAAAAUCGAAACAUACAAUUACCUAAUAUAUUCUAAUGUAUAUCUAGUAGGCGGUGUAUAAUAAUAAUGAUAAAUUUAUUUUAGAAGUACAAAUAAAUGUUUUCUUUAAGACUUUUGUGACUUGUAUACCUUACAAUUUUGUAGGGUUUUAAUAAUAUUUUAAUUGUUUAUAUUUUGAACCUAAUUUUCUAUCGAUUUUUGGCACAAUAAAUUCUUUCGUCUGUAAAAUGUGACUUUUUAUUAUAAAUAUACAACAAUAAUUAUUGUAAACAAUUUUCUUAUAGGUAAAUUCAACGCACGUGUAACAUUUUAAUAAUGCACUUUUAUUUUAGUAAAAAAUCAAAAAAAAAAAUCAAAAAAAAAAAAUUAAUUAAAUCCAUAAAUUUACAAAUGUUUUUAAAAUUUUAUUUGAAUAUUGCCUUUUGUUGUUAUUGUUAUUGUUGUUUUUUCUUCUUUAUUAAUUUUUCUUUAAUUUUUUAUAUAAGCAAUAAGUUAAGUUUGAUAAUUUCAACACGUUAUUAUUAACAUUUUGUUCUUCUCGAUUCAUAUUGUUUAUUUUUUCGCGAAUAGAUUAUUGUUAAAUUUGAUUUAUUUACGAUUAUCACUUGUACGAGUAAUACUAUGCAUUUCACAUACAUGUAUAUAAUAUAGUGUCGUCAGAUUUAUAGUUUUUUUUUAUUAUUAUUAUUUAUUUAUUGAUUAUUUAGUCAUCUUCCAAAAAAAAAUUACAAUACAUAAUAAUAUAAUAGCUCAAAAUUGAAUGUUUAUUGUCCUUUGUUUGAUUUAAUUAUUAAUAUGGUCACUAUAUUAUAUUUUAUACACAUAGUAAUUUAUUUUCAUUUUUUUUUUUUACAUUCCUGCACUAUAUCGUGCUCAAGAUUAGAUGAUUAAUUUCUAUUCCAAAUCGAAUAUCGCUGCCUUUUAUUGGAGUGUUUUGUUAUAUUAUUAUUGUGAUAUUAAUAACGAUGAUUAUAAUGUUGUAGACUGUUUUUUUUUCUUCUUGAUUAUGUUUAUAAAGAUAUUUUGUGACUUCCACAAUACAAUGUAUGAUAUUAUAUAGUAAUAUUAUGUUUAAAUAGUACGUAAGCCAUUGAUUUUUUUUCCUGUUUUAUGUCGUUUUUUUUCGUUUCAUCUUUAAUUAUAGCGUAGUAGCAAGUGA